Ornithodoros turicata is the source of this 4089-nucleotide messenger RNA. RefSeq names its product zinc finger protein 845-like. Gene Ontology annotation, molecular function: DNA-binding transcription repressor activity, RNA polymerase II-specific; RNA polymerase II cis-regulatory region sequence-specific DNA binding. The record is from RefSeq and is a predicted model, not a curated record. Gene Ontology annotation, cellular component: nucleoplasm. The coding region runs from base 440 to 2398 and encodes 652 amino acids. Gene Ontology annotation, biological process: regulation of transcription by RNA polymerase II. The transcript has 8 exons. NCBI's taxonomy places the organism in Eukaryota, Metazoa, Arthropoda, Arachnida, Ixodida, Argasidae.
CGCACACAGGGCAGAUUCGGCGGCUGAAAGCUUCAGCGCGGUUCUAGUAGUGGCAGAGUGGCUUCGAGUGUUUACUUUUCACUGCGAGCUAUUUGAAAUGAGUGCACCAGCAUUGUACAGGUACAGGACAACAAAACAAUUUUGUGAAGAACGCAGAACAGGACCUGAAGGAGCAAGACACAGGCCGCAUGCUCGAGUGAGAGAAACAGGGAUUCAUCUACGGAAAAUAGAAAAAGAAGUCCUCGCAAUAUUUCGUCGAGAACUUCUCACCGGCACCUCUUCUGUCUGAACGUAGCUGACCCUCUGACAAACGGACCCAAUUUUCCCUUUCCAAUUUACGUGGGAUGAGGACAGCACUGCGCAUUAAAGAAGAGGCAAGAGAUUCUUGUGACUUCGAGUCAUCACAUGCCAGGCCCUUUGGAAUCACGACUCCAAGAAAAUGAAGUUCUCUCUGGAGUUCCGCAAUCAGCCCGUGAGAGUGAAAUUGGAACCACCUGAUGUUGCAUGCCUGCCACAACAGGGCCAGGUACAUCAACAGCACUGUGGAGUGACAGCUGGGAUGGGUGACGUUAAAGAGGAACCUCGAGAGGAAUCUUCAAAGGAACAUGCAAUAGUGGAAGUCAAAACAGAGCCUUAUAACAUUGCAAUCUUGACUGGACAGGACCAAAUGGGACGCAAGUGUGAUUCAACAUCAGAAGGAGUGACAUCUGGGACGUGUCCUAUUAAGGAAGAACCUCGAGAGGAAUCUUCAAAUGAAGAUCCAAUCAUAGAAGUGAAAACAGAGGCUUACAAUGUUCCAGUCUUGGCAGAAGAGGAACAGAUGGGCUGUGACCCGACAUCAGAAGGAGUGACAGCUGGGACGUGUCCUAUUAAAGAAGAACCUCGAGAGGAAUCUUCAAAUGAAGAUCCAAUCAUAGAAGUGAAAACAGAGGCUUACAAUGUUCCAGUCUUGGCAGAAGAGGAACAGAUGGGCUGUGACCCAACAUCAGAAGAGUCCUUCCAGAGCACGGACCUGCAGCAUCACAAGAGGGCCCGCACAGGCGAGAAGCCACACAAGUGUGAGGUCUGCCCUGCAGAGUUCUACCGGCUCUGGAAUCUACGGGAACACAAGCGGACACACACGGGCGAGAAGCCACACAAGUGUGAUGUCUGCCCCGCAGAGUUCUGCCGGAUCUCGGAUCUAAGGGUUCACAAGCGGAGACACACAGGCGAGAGGCCACACAAGUGUGAUGUCUGCCCUGCAGAGUUCUGCCGGAUCUCAGAUCUACGGGCUCACAAGCGGAGACACACGGGCGAGAAGCCACACAAGUGUGAUGUCUGCCCUGCAGAGUUCAGCUGGAGCCAGGGCCUACUGCAUCACAAGCAGACACAUAUGAGUGAUAAGCCAUACAAGUGCGAUGUUUGUGCUGGAACGUUCAGCCAGGGAGGGCACUUACAACGUCACAAGAGGACCCACACAGGCAAGAAGCCACACAAGUGUGAUGUCUGUCCUGCAGAGUUCUGCCGGGUUUCGGAUUUACGGGAUCACAAGCGGAGGCACACGGGCGAGAAGCCACACAAGUGUGAUGUCUGUCCUGCAGAGUUUUGCCGGGUCUCGGAUCUACAGGAUCACAAGCGGAGGCACACAGGCAAGAAGCCACACAAGUGUGAUGUCUGCCCUGCAGAGUUCUACCGGCUCUGGAAUCUACGGGAACACAAGCGGAGACACACGGGCGAGAAGCCACACAAGUGUGAUGUCUGCCCUGCAGAGUUCUACCGGCUCUGGAAUCUACGGGAACACAAGCGGACACACACGGGUGAGAAGCCAUACAAGUGUGAUGUCUGCCCUGCAGAGUUCAGCUGGAGCCAGGGUCUACUGCUUCACAAGCGGACACAUAUGAGUGAAAAGCCAUACAAGUGUGAUGUCUGCCCUGCGGAGUUCAGCCACAGUACGCGUCUAAAGGUUCAUAAGCGGACAAAUACGGGUGAGAAGCCACACAAGUGCAAUGUCUGUGCUGCAGCGUUCAGCCAAAAUGCCUGCCUACAGCAUCACAAGCGGACACACACCGGUGAGAAGCCACACAAGUGCGAUGCCUGCCCUGCAGAGUUCUAUCGGCUCUGGAAUUUACGGGAACACAAGCGGACGCACACAGGCGAGAAGCCACACAAGUGCGAUGCCUGCCCUGCAGAGUUCUAUCGGCUCUGGAAUUUACGGGAACACAAGCGGACGCACACAGGCGAGAAGCCAUACAAGUGUGAUGUCUGCCCUGCUGAGUUCAGCCACAGUACGCGUCUAAAGGUUCAUAAGCAGACACACACGGGUGAGAAGCCAUACAAGUGCAAUGUCUGCCUUGCAGAGUUCAGCCAGACCAGGUACCUUAAGCAUCACAAGCGGACACACGUGGGUGAGCAGCCAUAGAAGCGCGCCUUCAUCCGGCAAAAAUCACCACAGCGUCGAGUGACAAGCCAUACAGGAGCAUUCUAUGUACCGCAAACUUCAGGCAAAUCACAAAUCUCCCCCUUUGCGUGGGGGCUUUUAUGGGCGUAGAGCCAUACAAUUGCAACCUCUGUCCUGCAGAGUUCAGCCACUGUACACACACACACACAAGCCAUAGAACAAGCUGCUAACAGAGCAGGAGCUAGUUCAGCCAGUGCAUGACUCCGUGGUUUCACAAGUAGCCACGAGGCGCCUGGGAUAGCAACAGUACAAGUGUGGAGACUGUGUACACAAGAAGGAGGCCAUCCAAGAAUCAAUCCUGUUGUCCUGAGUGCGGAGGCCUGAAGAAGCACGUGGUCAUACGCAGAGGGGGAAGGCUGUACAGACGCAGCUUGUAUCCCACAUCAUUUGAUUUCUGUCGGAUGUUGUGAAACUCUCGUGCAUGAAGAGACUGAGGUUGAAAAAAAGUUGGACAGGUGUUGGAUUGGGUGGUGAUGCAUGUGAAAUAUCAGGAAACCCAGCGUCUGGUGGACGAUGUCUAUGGAACAAUCACUGUGAGACAGUCCUGUGUGCCAAUAGAAAUUAAAACCAGUUGUGAUGGUUGGUGUGUCAGGUAGCAUUAGUGUUAUAGGGAAUGUGCGACAAACUUGUGGUGCCGUGAUGUGACCUCUGGAGAAAGUGCCUUGCGUGAUAGCUGCUGGGUCUCUUGCUUUGUUUGCAUGUGAAGUGCUAGCAUCUCUUCCUUGCCACACUGGAACUGUUGCAUCGCUAACUCUGCAAGCACCUAAAAGAACUCUUAAUUGGGGACCAGAUGUUUCGUUUCUCGUGAUUUCUACACUUCCAAUCAGGGCUCGGAACCGUUAUUUUUUGGGGUUCGGUUCAAGUUCCGGUUCACGGUUAUUGGUUCGGCUUGGGUUCAGUGCAACCAAAAUAAUGGUUUGAACCGGUUUACAUGUUCUGUUCUGAACAGCGUAAUUGUUCCUGAUUGGCUACCGCUGUCGGAGACACUAUUCUGAUUGGCUGACUCUUAGUAGUCAAGGUCACGUCGACAAAUAUGCAGGCUUUCUGUGUGCAGGUUGUGUUGGCCCCAUUGAUUUGUUGUGUAGCACGAAGCGUCCUAAAAACAGGUCCCAGCUUACAUCUGUACCUUGAAUGCAACUUUUGGGUGCAUGACCUCUUUUUUGAAACAACCUGAGCAUGGGCCCGCAUAAACAACUGCACAUAAUGAUGUUUGAGUGAGAAGAUAAGGAACAGUAGGUGCAACCAGAGGAAUCAAGUGCAAAAUAAUCCAUGCUGCACAGUAUGUCUCUCUUCAUGUGCUCCCACAAUGUUUAGCCCUAACAAACACGAUCCACACCUUCUGGUGCUACUGUAUUGAAAAGUACGGUGCUAGACAAAGUUUUACUAAACGUGCUUCGGUGCAUUCAUUCUGCACAGUGAUGCCUUAGCAGCGAAUAAGACCAUGGAGACUUGCAACUAGGCCUAGGUGACUGGGUUACCCAGGCACAUGGCUGCAACUUUGUACAGUCCCAUUGGCUACUGGCAUGUCACUCUGAGGGAGGAUUGCACGAGGGCAUGUUUCUUAAACUUUCGUCCAGAACCGUAUGAACAGCUGAUUAUGCGUGAUCAAGGUCUGUUUACUGAAAGAAAUAUAAGCUUUCAUAAAAUUCUCA